This is a messenger RNA of Clupea harengus (Atlantic herring), 11561 nucleotides long. RefSeq names its product tet methylcytosine dioxygenase 3 (gene tet3). NCBI's taxonomy places the organism in Eukaryota, Metazoa, Chordata, Actinopteri, Clupeiformes, Clupeidae. Gene Ontology annotation, molecular function: DNA binding; DNA 5-methylcytosine dioxygenase activity; zinc ion binding. The record is from RefSeq and is a predicted model, not a curated record. Gene Ontology annotation, cellular component: nucleus. Gene Ontology annotation, biological process: positive regulation of transcription by RNA polymerase II; chromosomal 5-methylcytosine DNA demethylation, oxidation pathway.
UCGUCCCCCCCCCCCUAUGAACUCAUUCCCCUCUACUCUUAUUUCUUCUUUUCCCUCUUUUUCAACUUCUCUCACAAAGACCAGCACUCCUUUAGGGUAGGGGUGGGUGGAAUUGGGGGUUUAGAUGUUUUUUUUUUCCCUUCUCCUCCCCCCUUCCCUUCCUUUCACGCGCCUCCUUAUUGAAUGAUGAGGGUGGCUCCACCCUGCUCCACCCCACCUCUGCUCCCUUUUUUUCUCUCUCUUUCUCUCCCCCCAUCACUCUCUCCCUCUCUCGCCGUCUCUCCCGCUCUCCAUCUUGCUGCAUCUAUCCUGAGCUCCCCCCUCCCACCGUCUUUUGUGAGGGAUGUCUGAGGAAGGGGCCAUGCGUGCUGACUUGCACGUGCCAUGUGUCAGAAAAAAAGACGGGGCGAAGAGUUGAAGACACAGUGCGAUACCCGACACCCACAUCCUGAUAAAGGAUGAACCUCGAGGGGUCAGAGGGGACAGCAGACAAGGAUGACAAGGAAAGAGAAGGGAAGAAAGAAGGAAGGACAAAGAAGAAGAAAGAUUAAAAGAUAGAGAGUUUACAAGGGACAAGGGAAACAGAUGCAAAGUGACUGUUUAUAGUCAUGAGAUGUUUAAAUUAGUACCCAUAGAUGUGUUGGCAUUCACAAUUUAUAAAUAUCCUAGUCAGGCUGUGAAUCACAUCAUUAAACACACAAUGGAAGGAAAUGACAAGGAAAGAUCAAAUAGGAUUUCAUCUAGGAACACAAAUCACAACAAAAUAAAUGCCUCCGAAAAUGCCUUUGAGUGGGCGACUCAUUCAUAAUCUGCCUCAGACUCAGAGAGGCACCUGCUGACCCUAAUCCUGCCGGCAUCUGUGUGCGAGCGUGCGAGGCCACGGCUGUGGCUGCCAUGCCGACCAAUUGGAACGGCCUUGCGUGGCACGCACCCGUAGUAGCUGUCCGUCGGUACAGCCUGUGCAUGUGCAUAAGCAUGAUCCUAUCCCAAGACAGCUCUGGCAUGUAAGAGUGUGUGUGUGUGAGUGUGAGUGUGCGUGUGUUCCAGCCAGACUAACUACAGAGCAGCCAGUCAGAUCAUAUGGUUUCAUGGUAUGUGUGUGAGUUAGUGGUCAGACAGCAAGGGGGGUGGACAGAGAUGGGUUGGGGGGGUUGGGGGAAUGGACAGAAGGCUUCCAAGGGGAUCAGAUCUGAUUAGCUGCAGUGUUUCCAGUCUUCUCUGAUCUGGAUUUACAGGCAAGACCCAAUCAAAUUGGAUUGCAUGUGUAGCUCCCCUCCCCCGCACCUCCGCUCAUUGCUGUCACUGCAAAACUCCCCAACUUCCCAACUCAGUCAUCCUUGAAAUCGUCAUCCUUUCCACUGAGAAUCCACUGAUAAAGAUCUAUCAGAUGAACAACGUUUAAAAUUCGAGCACUUAACCUUCAGGUGGACAUAACCUUAAGGUUGGCUAGGGGUAGUGUAUAUGACAUACUACCCUACAAACAGACUGCACUGUAUUCUACAGUAUCAUCUUAUAUAUCCAUACUUACUUGUUUGUGUUUUGUGUGGGUUGCGGGCAUUGCAUGUGUGCUCGCCUUGGUGCUGAAAGUUACCUCAGCUCACUCUGAAACCCACACCGGUGUUUGCUGUGUCAGCGUGGGAGAGUAAGGAGGGUCUGACUAAUUCUCCAGCGCUCAGAUGACUCAGUGCUGUUGUGGGCUAUAUAUCUCACGAUAUCGCAUGUUGUCAUACAGCUCCGAGAAAUACUGUGUGGACGUGUAAUUCUGCGUAUUUAAGACCAGGCAGCGGAGUAGUGUCAUUGAAUGAACACGAUUGUCACACUUAUGGGUUUGCUUACUUUGUGGUUUGGGUUACACAAGACGACACACCACUGCAAUUACUGUGAUUGCACAUUCAAGAGUCCCAUUCGUGGUGGAGAUCCUUUGAUAUUCUAUGUGAGGUCAUAUCGGAAAUAAUGAUGAUAAUGAUGAACGUGUUCUGACAUCUGUCCUCUCUGACAUUCUGUCAAAUAGUAAUUACAAUGAAUCGUGCUAGGUGACGUUCUCUUCAUCUAAUGGGAUGCGUAUCAAGACUGUAUCGAGGGUGGCUCCAGUGCAUGGCCUCAGAGGAAGUGGCCAGAUGGAAAUCGGGUCCCAUGACCGCCUGGUGGAAGGCGUGUUGAGCCAGGAACCGACCAAUGGUGUGAGCAGGCACCUCCCCUGCGAGGAGGGAGAUGUGAGCGGAGGAGGGAAGCCCGGAGGUGAGCUGCCUCAGACCUGGGGAGCUGGAGUCACAAGCCAUGAUAAAGCAUCCUACCCCCAGCCCCAGUCGCUGACCCUGACACAGCCGCAGGCUCAACAGCAGCAGCAGCAGCAGCAGCAGCAGGGCUGUUGGAGUGGAGGAGCACUUAGCACCGUGGACAUGGAGGAUGCCAGGAACCUGGUGGCCCUCUCCGCCAGCGCUGGACCCCUACCACCAUCUGCCCACCCCGAGCCCCAGCCCUGCACUGCACUGCUGUACGAGAAGUUCAACCAGGAGAUGGCCGGCAGAGUGGACAAGGCCAGGCCUCCCGGUUGGGGAGCCGAGAGUGAGCGCUGCCCUCCCGAAGACAUAAACACUCUCCAGACAGCCCUGAGCCAGGCCAGGCACGGCCGUAAGCCCCCGAACUGUGACUGCGAUGGGCCCGACUGCCCCGACUACCUGGAGUGGCUAGAGAAGAAGAUAGCAUCCAACAGCCAGGGGAAGACGCAUUUCAAAAUGUCUGAAGCACUCCACUUGCACCCUCAGCCCCACCAGCCUUCCCAGCAUCCUCACCAACCCAACGGUGCAAGCUCCAACUGUGAGCAGGGUCCUCCUCCACAGGCCCACAGUGAAAAGCCUCCAGUCCCAAUUCCGUUCUCCCCUGCUCCUAUCCCAUGUUCCCCCAGUGUGCUGUCCAUUGCUAAAGAGAAGAACAUCAGCCUGGAGACGGCCAUUGCCCUGGAGGCUCUCACCCAGCUGUCUGCCACCAUCCCGCAAACAGUGAUCCCUCCUGCAGAAGCAUCCGCCACAAAUCACCCCCAGCAUUACACACCCCACCACCUGUCCUCGCAUCCACAACAUGGGAACAGGCUAGUGCUAUCAUCUCCAGCACACAUGUCUUCUUCCUCCUCCUCUCCGAUGCCACAGCAGUCUGUCCCUCCUGGAGUGGACCCACAGCAGGACUCCCAUCCCUGGGAGCAGCACAGGCCCCGUUCUCAGGGGGAGGCCCCUGCACCCCGCAUGAUGCCUCACCAUCCCUCCCCGUACUCGCCCUCAGUCUCGCCCUUCCCUGGUCCACAUCCCCAGGACGGCACCAGAAGCCCUCUACCCCAGCAGUGGCAGCAGGGUCCUCUGGGAAGUUGCGGGAAGAGUUCCCCCAUGACCCCUUGGAUGGGGAUGAACGUCGACUCCCAGCCUCGAUACCCUCAUCCACCCCAAGGCAGCGGUGACCCCAUGUCCGAGCUGAAGCAGCUGCUGGGAGAUGCCAGUGGGAAGUACACAAAUGCUGGCUUCAGGUUCCCUCCCCCCCAGCUCCUGCCCAACGAAAAAGGUGGCCCACAUGUGAGAACACCCAAUAUCAAGCAGGAAGUGGACAAUGGCGAGUAUCUGAGCUCGGCCAUGGGGCGGUAUGGAAUGAUGAACGGCCAGCAGUUCCAGCAGCUCCAGCAGCAGUACCCCCCGUCCCCUCUUUCCCCCAACCCCCUGUCCAUCAGGCACUCAACUCAGGCAGCACUUCAACAGCACCUUCACCACAAGCGAAACCUCUUCUCCAACCCCCUGUCUCCCAGCCAGAGGGCCCCCAUGAUGUGCCAGAAUCUGCGCAAGUGGUGGCCCCAGAUGGGGCCCGACAUGCCCAUGAUGCCCAUCAAGCAGGAGCCAAAAGAGCCUAAGAAGAAGACCCCCCAGAGCUCCCCGCACCUCAAGUUGGGUCCCCCUUUGCCCAAACCCAAACCGAUUGUCAUUAAGAAAGUAAAGCAGAAAGCUUCACAGCCCACCUUCCUGCCACAGAACCAGAUAGUCUUACAAAAGGCUAUGGCAAAGGCCCAAGCCCAGGCCGCUCAGUUUCUGCCUGGCAAGGAGGCAGGUUCUCUCCCGUCUCUGCCCUUCUAUAACCCCUCUCAGGCUGUUGUGGCUACCGUGCCCUCAGCUCAAUCUCAGGAAUCCAUUUUGAACAUUUGUAGUGUUCCCUCCUCGGCUUCCAGUGUCCCUGGAAACACCCCACCCGUGUCCGUCCCGCUUCCUGUCGCCCUGCCUGCACCACAAGAAGAUUCGGCGACUUCAGGCUCCUCCGGUGGGCCCGCAUCAGGUGCGCUCACCUCCAGCACCUCUACACCUCAGACCUCUGCAGCUCAGCCCACACCUCUCCUCACAGGUCUCAGUUCGCUCGACCCCAAGUUUGAGGAUCUGAUCCGCCAGUUUGAGGAAGAGUUCGGGGAGACCACCUCAUCCGCUUCCGCUGCUGCCUCAGACGCCCCAUCAGCCACCACCCCCAAUGGUCCUCACGCCCAGAUCCAACCGGAAGGUUCUGGUCAGCCAGAGGCAAUGGAACCCCAACAAGAUGCUAACUCAGGGCAAGCUAAACCCACGUCACCACCUGCAGAGCAGCCCAACAUCUUCCCGGGGGCCCUUUCAGAUGGCCAACUGGCCAUGGAGGUGGGAAAGCAGACAGAAGCUAGUGUUGCAAGUGAAGGAGCUCCUCCAGCUUCCACCCAGCCCUCUGCUGUGAGCCAGAUAAGUCAGCAGGGUGAGCUCCCCUUGUCCACAGAUCCUCCGGUGUCCAUUUCCCAUGAAGCUCUUCUGGAGCAGCAGCAGUGCCAAAGGCUCCAGGAUCCCUUCGCCACACCUGGCUCCCCAGCAUCCAAACGCAUGAAGAUCGAGUCAUCCGGAGGCGUGACGGUGCUCUCCACAACCACCAGUUGUUACACCCCCAAUUGGGAGGACGACACCCCCACGAAGGAUGGCCUCCCCAUGACACCCUCACUAAACGGCUUCCUGGAGUCACCGCUGCGCUACCUUGACACCCCUACAAAAAAUCUGCUGGACACCCCUGCCAAGGAUUCCCAGGCUGAGUUUCCCCUUUGUGACUGCGUGGAACAGAUCCUGGAGAAGGACGAGGGGCCGUACUACAACCACCUGGGGUCUGGACCCACCGUGGCCUCAAUCAGAGAACUUAUGGAGGCCAGGUAUGGAGAAAAGGGAGAGGCCAUCCGCAUUGAGAAAGUGGUUUACACUGGGAGGGAAGGGAAGAGUUCUCAGGGAUGCCCAAUUGCAAAAUGGGUGAUCCGGCGCAGCGGAGAGAAAGAGAAGCUGAUGUGUCUGGUGCGCCACCGGGCAGGGCACCACUGUGCCAACGCCGUCAUCAUCAUUCUCAUCAUGGCAUGGGAUGGUGUGCCACGUUCCCUUGCCGACAAGCUCUACCAAGAGCUCACUGAGACAAUAACCAAGUUUGGCAACCCCACCAGCCGACGCUGUGGACUCAAUGAUGAUCGCACCUGUGCUUGCCAGGGGAAGGACCCUGAUACCUGCGGUGCCUCCUUCUCCUUUGGGUGCUCCUGGAGCAUGUAUUUUAAUGGGUGCAAGUAUGCCCGCAGCAAGAUUCCCCGCAAGUUCAGACUGCAGGGAGACCGUCCCGAUGAGGAAGGGAAUCUCGGUGAGAACUUCCAGGAUCUGGCCACAGAAAUGGCUCCCCUGUACAAGCAGCUGGCCCCCAAGGCGUACAGCAACCAGUGUCUGCAUGAGAGUGAGGGUUCAGAUUGUCGACUCGGAUUGAAGGAAGGGAGGCCCUUCUCUGGAGUCACGGCCUGCAUGGACUUCUGUGCCCACGCCCACAAAGACCAGCACAACCUGCACAACGGUUGCACUGUGGUAUGCACUCUGACGAAAGAGGACAAUCGGACGGUGGGUGAGCUUCCAGAUGACGAACAGCUGCACGUGCUUCCGCUCUACAAGGUUUCCAAUGCCGACGAGUUUGGCAGCGUGGAGAACCAGCGCCUUAAGAUGCAGACCGGGGCCAUCCAGGUGCUAAACAACUUUCGACGUGAGGUCCGGAAGCUCCCUGAGCCGGCCAAGUCUUGCCGCCAGCGCCGGCUGGAUGCCAAAAAGGCUGCGAUGGAGAAGAAGAAGGGGCAGAAGAUGCCCUCAGAGACACCAGAGAAGACCAUCAAAACUAAGACGAUCCAUAGUGGAUCCCCACACCUUCAGCAAGGCAAUAAAGCAAUCCCAAAACAAGAAAUGAAGCCCAUCAUCAAAAAAGAGCCUGUAGAUCGAUACCAUUCCUUUAAUGGUGCCCUGCCACCGGGCUACCCAGCACCAGGGAACGGCCAGACAGCUGAGACCUACGGGGGCAUGAACAACGCCUACUCCUUCCCUGGAUACUAUGCAAGAGGAGGCCUCCCUUCCAACAGCCAGACUCCUGCAGCGGCGCCCAUCAACGGCUUUCACCCGAAUCUUCCUGCACUGCCCUACGGUUAUUGCAACUACCCCCCUAAAGCACUAUUCCCUCCGGAGCUCAUGGGCUAUGAGGGCCGGGGUGGAUCAUGGCCUAAAGGAGUGGCAGCAGCAGCCACAUCCAUCGACCAGAAGCCAGACAUUCAAAGCCUGCAAGCCAGGCUGGGACAUGCCUACCCCGAUCAGCAAACAGAAGACCCAGCUGCCCGUGGGUACGUUACUUCCUCCAACACCCCACAGCCCCAUGGCCGCGCAAGCCACACUCCCACUUCCCCAGCAGAGUCUCGCAGAGCCACACCAAUCAUUAAGCAGGAGCCCAUGGAUGUCGCGGUUUAUGGCAACAGCAGGCAGGACGCAGGCUCCCAGAGCUGUCCAGGCACUCCCAGCACCACCCCGCAGCCUUCCGAGAGUUGGCCCAGCCAAAAGCCCAAUGGCCUGAUGCCCAAAAGCUGGGAGGGUCCACACAGACCAGGUUCUGCAAACUCUCCCUUCACCCCAGACAAGCAGAUGCUCCACCAGAAUCCCACCCAUCACCCUCAAUACCCUUACCCCCAGCAGCAACAACAACAGCAGUGGAACCAUUUCCAUGGCCGUAAUACCCCUAUGGCCUCUCCAGCUCCUUCUCCAUCACCGUCACUCACGCAGGGCUUCUCUCCAGCACCAUCUCCUCAUCCCUCCACCCCACGCCACUGGGAAAGUCCAUCACCAAGUGGUCAGCCCAAAGCUUGGCCUGCAGGAUCUGCCGGCUUCCCAGCUGUAAAACUUGAGAACCCCGCCGGAGGUUUCCCAGAUAAGAUGCUUUCUCGGGUAGGCGAGAGUCGGGGCUCCACUCCACUUGGGCUCCAGGAGAAAGCCUGGAGGACUAGCGGCGGUUCCGUUGCCGGCAGCACCCCAUCCCCAACCCCAGAGGGACGCCAGUUCCCUGACAUGCUGCAGCGGCCAGAUGCUCAAGGCAGCUGGAUGCCCUGUAAGGCAGAGAGCGAGACGGAGAGCCAGGGAGAGCGCGAGCUGGAUGACGAUGGGGUGUGGUCGGACAGCGAGCACAACUUCCUGGACCCAAACAUCGGUGGUGUGGCAGUGGCUCCUGCCCACGGCUCGGUGCUGAUCGAAUGUGCCCGGCGCGAGCUGCACGCCACCACCCCGCUCAUGCGGCCCAACCGCUCCCACCCGUCGCGCAUCUCCCUCGUCUUCUACCAGCACAAGAACCUCAACCAGCCCGCCCACGGCCUGGCGCUGUGGGAGGCCAAGAUGAAGCUGUUGGCUGAGAGGGCACUUCAGCGGCAGCAGGAGGCUGUCUUGCUCGGCCUGCCCCCGGAGGACAUUAAGGCUUUCGGCAAGAAGCGCAAGUGGGCCUCGGGAGCAGCCAGUCCCAGCCCCGGGCCAGCCAAGGACAAGAGGGAGGGGGUCGCAACGCGACUCGCUCCCACACUGAACACCUCCUCGCUGAUCACCGUGUCAUCCUACGCCUACACACAGCUCACGGGGCCAUACAGCCGACUGGUCUGAGCCCAGCUGCUGGAGGGUUUGUGGGACUUUUGGACAUGGUCAGGGAUGGCAUAAAGGAGUGCUGGGAAGAUAUACAGGUCUUGCUGUCACCCUGUACCUCCUCCUGCUUCUCGUUCCAGCUCUUCUAUCCCCUUCCAGCACACCCAAACAGGUGGGUGAUGGGCAGGGGAAAUUGACUUGUUUGCUCUUGUUUUUUUUUUUUACCUCAUAUUUGGCGGCAGUUGGGGUAUCUUCUCAACAGACACGCUGCCCAUGGUGCUCUUCUCCUCUCUUUCAUGAGAGGAUCUCAUUGUUCCUUCACCUUCAUUGAAUGAUCCCCUAAUUAUUAUUAUGACUAUAAUUAUCAAUAUUACGAUUGCUAUUGUUACUGUAAACGUCGAUAUUGCAGGUAUUGUUGUUACAUAAUGAAGAUGAUUGUUUUUUAUUUUAAUAUUAUUGUUUUCACUCAUGUUGAUAUUAAUAUUUUAGACCCUUUUUUAAACGGUCGUGUAAGAGUGACCUCUCUGUCACGUCUCAUGAGUUUCUAUUACUUUUCUUUUUGGCCUUUUUCCAUCGGUCCACCUCUGGAACAGAAGAGGAUUUUUUUUCACAAUGGCUAGACACAGGUGCAACUGCAACGAAACUGAGAGAGAAAGAUGACCUUCUUUGCUUAAAAGGAUAAAAAGACUUCAAGGUGAAACAAACAAACAGAAAAUGAGCAUGUGACCAAAACCGGGAGAAGUCCUGACGCACACCACCGGAGGAGCACUUUUUCUGUGCCUCAGCUAGCCUAAGGAGGGAGGCCCUAAAAAUCGGCUACCCUCUCCUCUCCGGUGCUUCUUCAUCGUGUUUUCCAGAAGGGCAUACGAGUCCCACUCGUGUCUCCUACUUGCUGCACUGGCCUACAGCUGAAGCUAUAUCAACGGUGCUCUCUCUCUCUCUCUCACAGCAGAUUUCAAUCAGGCACAUCCUACGGGCAGCCGCAAGGGUCUUAAAUGGAGUGAGGGAAUGAGAAAGAGUCUCAUGUCUCUCCAGUGAAAUGGUGCUCAUAUAGUUCUCUCAUCGGUGCUGCAGCGACUGUUGAUGGCCUACUGUCAAUCACGACACACAUAGACACACACACACAUUCUCAAACACAGUCACAGACACACACACACACACACACACCAUCAGGCACUCCCUUUUGAGCACUGCACGUGGAAUUUUAGGAGUUCUCAUUUUCGGCUCAGUCUUCUCAAGCUAUUGAGACUAAUGCUGGAGUUUGGUGCUAAUAAGGGUCGUUUUCUUUACUUUGUCAUCAGAGAGGGUGGCAUUAUGUCCCCCCCUCCUCAGACCCUGUCACUGGAGAUUUAGGCAGAGGUUUAGACGGUGGAGCCCUCCAGUUACCACACAUCAGCAAAGCAUGACAUCUCAGCUUUUAGCCUGUGCGUGUGUCUGUCUGUCCGUGUGUUUGCGUUUGUUUUAGAUAAGUGUGUGUGUAUGACCGAGGGCCUGUGGCUUUCUGUUUGUGUGGGUGGGAGUGUGUUUGACCACAUCUGUCAGGAGUAUGGCGAGGGCUACAGCUGGUUUACGGAGGGCUGGACAUUGCAUGGUGCUUACCGCUAAUAGGGACGUUGGUGCUCAUUCGGUAGUGAGAAGCUCUCUAUACCUCAUGUUGUAGAGUCACUGGUCACUAGUCAUAGCAUGCUACAAACAUGCAGAUGCCUCAGAGUGAGUGCUUGCUGCCUACAUACACGUUGUGAUCUUUUUUUAUUAUUAUUAUUUAUUAUAUAAUAAUAAUGAUUAUUCUUAUUGUGGUUGUUUUUUCCAUUUUGUUUUUAAUGUUUCAUUUUAACUAAGACAAAUUGUACAUAGAGAAGAAAAAGAUUUUAUAAAAGCACUUUUAAUCCUGAUUUUAAUUGAGAAAAAAAGCGGAUUAUGGAUAACUUGAAACAAAGUUUUUCUUUUAAUGGAAGUUUAUUGGGAGAGAUAGAAAUGUAAAUAUUUAAAUAUUUAGGUAAGAUUAUUUAACUGGUGAGGUGUCAUGACUACACCAUGAAUGAUUCCGUGAUUUCUAGUCAACAAUUGUCAGUACGUCAAGCCCUUAAAACAACAGAUAAAGACAACCUGAUGUGUUUGGUUUGUAACAUGUAUACCUUAUACUGCUGUCCUGCUCUUCAUAUGUACUGUACUACACCAAUACCUCUAACACAAACCGCUCCCUCUCCUCAACAACCCUCUCUAUGAACCAGGUAACAAAACAACCCGUUUAAAACUCAAGACUGUUUUAGGAUGAUAGUGAAGAACGAAAAAUAAAUGUACACAAUGAAGAACUGCUCAUUCUUAAAAAAAAAAAAAAAAAAAAGAAUCCACAGCGGUUAUGUUGGAAUCAUGAACCAUAAAUUGUAUAAACAGACGAACAGCCCUUCCCCAUAAGUCAAUAUGGCUGUGCGGCCAUGUGUUUUUAUUUCCCAUCACAUACCCAAAUCAAUCCCCCCGUCCCAUUGCAGCACUUUUCAUGGCAGGUUUCCAGCACUCUCACUCUCCACCAGGUUUUGAAAUCAUUAAACCUUUUUCUAGAGUUUGAUGUAAACAUUAACAGGCAACAGUAGAACUCAGCGGACAUUUUGUCAGCAUAAGAUAUUCUGACCCCUAUUUAAACUCGUUUGUGCAUGAGCAUCCCCCCUCUUUUUGGCGUUCUCCAGUUAACACCCAUUUUUGUAUUCCUCUCCAUGAAAUGUGGAGAAUGGAAGAUAGGAUGGAAAAAAAACAUGGGAUCAUGCCACAGAAAGGUCUCUCCCCAAAAACAUGUCUGCAGAGGCCCAGUACUAUGGUGCUAACCCUGGAGUUCACUGUGGAAUAAUGGGAAAGAACAAGAAGCCAUUUUUCUUUUUUUCAUAAGUUUGUUUUUGAGCUCUUAAAAUGAAAGGUGAACCAUUGUUUCCAUCCCUCAGUGUGCUUUAGGAAAUGUCUUUGGUGCUGAUCUUAUUUUUUAAGUAAAGUAAUGGAAACUGUUUAUCACAUGUGAAUCAAAAAUACUCAUCAUUAUAAAAAGCACUCUUUCCAAGAUACAGUCUGUCCUUAAUUACUAAAUAUGGUACUUGAAGAAGACUUUGAAUGCCUGAUUACAUUUCACAGGUAGACAUAAAGAUCCUUAUACUAUUGAAGAGAACAGACUGUUAAACAAAAACUUGUUCUAGUGAAUUAGAUACAGAAAUUGACAUGACAAUUGUUUUUAGUGUGUUACCCUUAACUGUUUAUGUUAUUAUGAAUCCACAAGCACUCACACAUACACUGUCACACUUUCUCCUCAAUUAUGUAGUGUGCCCCCUCUCCCUCUCGAAAUUCUUAGCGGAGUCAUGGUCGGAGCUAUGAUCAUAACCUAUAAACAUAUAUACAUAAGAAAACUGGCAGCUACAUUCCUUUAUGGGUUAAAGAUUGUUCUUGAUUCUGGUUUUUUUUUUUAUUAUUAUUAUUUAAUGCCAAGUAUGCAGUAUGUAUAAAAGUGUUUUCUUUUUGUUCGGUCUCUCUCAUUGUAGCUGUGUGGUGUAUUAAGUGAAUAUAUAGUGUAUGUGGUUAAACCCACAGUAUUGUUUUAUGUUCUGCGAUAAUGAGUAAAAAAAAGAAUAAAAAUGAAAAUUUAAAAAGAAA